Molecule: messenger RNA, 1860 nt
Organism: Lodderomyces theae
Lineage: Eukaryota; Fungi; Ascomycota; Pichiomycetes; Serinales; Debaryomycetaceae
Exons: 1
Coding region: 1-1860 (619 amino acids)
Biological process (GO): RNA processing
Molecular function (GO): ribonuclease III activity
Source: RefSeq, a predicted model, not a curated record
AUGACAAAGACACCCACCUACGAGCAGUACCAAUAUCUUUUAAACCUAGUCUCAUCGGAAGUUCCAGGCGAGGCAUCCAGCACCGUUGACAAAGUUAGAGCCCAAGUAAACACGCCUCAAGCUAGAGUUGCAGUCCAUUUAAAGGAACUUUACGAGAUGAAGAAGCUCCCUUUACUUACUGCGUUAUCGAAAAUCCUGUUCAAACUGGCACUUCCUGACCAAGAACGAAAAUUGAGUGCAUUUUUGGACAUUGUACCGACAGAGGAAGAGAGCGCAGACAAUAAUGAGGCAAAGAACCUAGAUGCACCAAAAUUGUCAGUUGACCACCUUUCGUACCCACCAUCUUUGCCUGUGAUUUCUGAUAAAUUGUUACUAAUAAGGGUAGCCACUGACAAGUCCUAUCGCCAGGCGAGUGACUUUAUUGAGCUGAAACCUGAAAAAUUUGCCAAUUCACACAAUGCCAAGUUAGCACUACGAGGUCGUUCAACAAUGGAGUUGAUCUUGUUGAGUAUUUUAGAUGAGAAGUACCCCAAUAUGUACGAGGAAGAUUUGUUGAACAUACGUGAUAGACUAAUGUCAUUGGAAGUAUUGGCUAAGUUUGCGUUUGGGUACAACUUAGUUGACGUGAUGAAAUAUAAUUUAUCAGUUGAUGUGGAUGAUGCAACAAAGAUGGAAGUAUGUGCAAACAUUUUUCUAGCUUACAUCACUGGAUUGCAAAUGGAUGGCUACGAAUCCAAAGUUAUAAAACUAUGGUUGAAAACACUAUACCAGCCACUAAUAUCUGACUUGGCAACCUCGGCGACACCAAUAGCCAAAGUUGCAUUUAAUGAAUUUCAAUUAUUGCUCAAACUGAUUGCAAAUGUAAAUCGGUACCCUCAAAGCAGUGUAAAGUAUGACAUCCUCCAGGUUAAGACAGCCGACGCGUUUAUUGCUCAGAUUAUUGUUGGAGAUGAAAGGGAAGUGGUGGGCGCUGGUGUCUCAAAUACUAGUUUCGAAGAUGCUGAGGAUAGUGCGGUGAUGGAGAUCAUGAAUGACCAAGAGAAGGUAGCUCGAAUCUUCACCAUUAUCGAACAACAAUACAUAAGAAGCAGAUAUGGCGGUAGUAGGGUGGAUACAACAAAUGGGUCAUGGCCAAUGGCGGGUGAAAUGCAAACUCGAAGUCAGCCGAGUCAGGCAACAGCCGCACCAUUGUGUGGAAGCACUCUGUCCGCAAGUUCUGAACCACAACCACCCCACCACUCCCUAUAUGCGACAACAAGUGGAGUGCAAGGGCAAAUGCCAAAUCAAAUGGCCAGUGCCACCACAUCACACGAUCAGAGUAGAGCAAUGACAAGGUACGGUCAGCACAGUCCAUCUCCUCAACCGGCUUAUCCACACCAACCACAAGAACCAAUAUACGGCCAACAAGCGGCAUUCGGCACAUCGCAAGGGUACCCUCGUUCUUCGCCUCCGUGCGCAUACAUUCCAUUGAGCGAGCGACGCAAUGACUUCCAGAAAUCCAGACACUCAUACGAUAGCCGCAACCAACAAGUGUAUGGGCAACUGGCCCAUGGGCUGCUGCAGGCCAAUGCACAACAAGACUACGACCAACAACUGUAUGAGACGAUUCCACUAUCGCAUACUGGAAUCGAUAUGCGUGCCCGGGCUGAUUUGAACUCGAUUUUGAGUCGUUUGCAAUUAAAACCUGAAUACAUGGUUACGAGUGAAGGAGGUCUGUUUCAUGCACUUUGCACAUGCGAGGGUAUUGCACUUGGUGCGGGUAUCUGCACAACCAAGAAAAAAGCGGCCCAAAAGGCAGCUAUGGCUGCCUUGAGCAAUCGAAGUGCUUUGAUGCAACUAGGGGCAAUACCUCAAAACUAA